Messenger RNA from Odocoileus virginianus texanus, 1705 nucleotides. RefSeq names its product ECSIT signaling integrator (gene ECSIT). The record is from RefSeq and is a predicted model, not a curated record. Gene Ontology annotation, cellular component: mitochondrion. Gene Ontology annotation, biological process: innate immune response; cell surface receptor protein serine/threonine kinase signaling pathway. Lineage: Eukaryota; Metazoa; Chordata; Mammalia; Artiodactyla; Cervidae.
AUUGAACAAAUCAGAAAUAAGUGAAACAUGAUUUCAGAUGCUAAUAACUGCUUAAAAUGCUUUCAUCAGGGUAAUGGGACUUUAGAUUGGGAGCUGGUUGGUGAUCAGGAAAGGCUUCUUAUUUGACUACAGACCUGAAUGACCAGAGACUAAUCUGGGGCAAUAAAUUUCUGAACAGAGAGAAAAGCAAGUUCAAAGGCUCUGAGAUUAGAAUAAAGCCAACUUGUUUAAGAAGCAAAUGUAGCUGGAGCUGCCAGUAAUAAAAGGUGGUUGUCCGACAGGCAAAGGCAUGAGCUGGGCCCAAGCCAUCCUGCUGGCCCGGGGCCUCUCUCGGGGCUGGGGGGGCAUCUGCAGCACUGCCCUUACAGGAGCCCCCUUCUCUCAGGUGCCACCCCAGGCCCCACGGGGCCUCCGCUGCAGUGCAGCUGCCCACAACCCUGACUCGUCGCUGGUCCCACGGCCACCUGAGCCCCCCAGGCAGCCCGUCAAGGCCCUGGCAGUCCACGAGGAGCUGUUUAGGCCGGCGCUGGAUGGAACACGAGACAAGGCGAACUUCGUGCGGGCAGUGCAGAACUUCGCCCAGUACAACGUGCACAAGCGCGGCCACGUGGACUUCAUCUACCUGGCCCUGCGCAAGAUGCGAGAGUACGGUGUCGAGAGGGACCUGUCUGUCUACAACCUGCUCCUUGAUGUCUUCCCCAAAGAGGUCUUCCGGCCUCGCAACAUCUUCCACAGCAUCUUCCUCCACUACCCACGGCAGCAGGAGUGCGGGAUUGCAGUCCUGGAGCAGAUGGAGAACCACGGGGUGAUGCCCAACAACGAGACGGAGUUCCUGCUCAUGCAGAUAUUUGGCCGCAAAAGCUAUCCCAUGCUCAAGCUGGUGCGCAUGAAGCUGUGGUUCACCCGCUUCAAGAAUAUCAACCCUUUCCCCGUGCCCCGGGACCUGCCCCAGGACCCUGUAGACCUGGCCAGUUUGGCCCUGCGGCACAUGGAGCCUGAUCUCAGCGCCAGGGUCACCACCUACCAGAUGCCUUUGCCGAAAGACUCCCCUGACACAAUGGAUCCUACAGAGACCCAUAUCGUAGGGAUCCAGAGUCCUGAGCAGCAGAGCGCCCUGGCCCGCCAUGACCCAGCCCGCCCAAUCUUCGUUGAGGGCCCCUUCUCCCUGUGGCUUCGAGACAAAUGUGUCUACUACCAUAUCCUCAGAGCUGACUUGCUGCCCCCUGAGGAACGGGAAGUGGAGGAGAUUCCAGAGGAGUGGAACCUCUACUACCCGAUGCAGCUAGACCUGGCCUACGGGAGGAGCGGCUGGGAUGACUACGAGUUUGACAUUGAUGAAGUGGAGGAAGGGCCUGUCUUUGCCAUAUGCGUGGCGGGUGCCCAUGACCAGGCCACGCUGGCCAAGUGGAUCCAGGGCCUUCAGGAGACCAACCCAGCCCUGGCCCGGAUCCCGGUGGUCUUCCGCCUGUCCGGGUCCUCCGGGGAGCUCCUGGCAUCCUCCUCAGAGCUGGAGGAGCCACCCCCACCCCCACCCGAGGGCCAGGAAGAAGAAGAAGACAGUCAGCAGCGACAACAGCAGGGCCAGAGCUGACCCUGCGUGGUCACGAGAGCAUAGUCCAUGGACUGGUGAAAGCACGAGAUGACCUUUGCGUGUACAGCAAAUAAAAGUCUUCCUGCUUGGGGCUGCCUUGCCUCCUCUCUGGCA